This is a messenger RNA of Callorhinus ursinus (northern fur seal), 747 nucleotides long. NCBI's taxonomy places the organism in Eukaryota, Metazoa, Chordata, Mammalia, Carnivora, Otariidae. The record is from RefSeq and is a predicted model, not a curated record.
AUGAGGAAGCAGGCUGACAGAGGACCAUCUAAGAAAGAAGGCCUGACUGAGGUUGCCACUGACUCUGAGAGAUACCUAGCUGCUUCAUCUGGACCUCAGAGGACCGCGUCUACAACCUGGAGGCGGAGACACGGGGCGAACGAACGGCCAGGGAGAAAUAACAGCAACUUCCCAGCCCGGGCUUCAAAGCGGAUCACGUGCCUCGGGCGCCCCCUCCCCCAGGGCAGGGGGCGGGAUGGAGACGCGGCCUCCAGCCGCGCUUUCCUCGCGGGGCGCCGCUUGGCCAAGCGUCACCUCGGCCUCCGUUCCAGCCCCCACGCCAGAAAGCCGCGAGCUGGGGGCUCUGAGGUGACCCUCACCUCGGGUUGCGGCGGGGGCACCCGAAUGUUUCAGUCUUCACGUCCCCCUCCUCACGCUGACCCCGCAGCCGUCAGCCCCCCCCACACCCCAGGCCACCCCGCGAGCCCGUCCUGCCGUGGCGCCGGUGGGAGCCGCGUCUACGUGACGGCGGCGGCGAGGCGCAGGGUCCGGCCUCCCGCAGAGCAGCACCGCGCCGAGUUGGAAGACCCCAGCCGCUCGCGAGCGCAGAAACGCGACGCCCGCCGCGGAGGCCGAGCCGCGACGGCGGGUCGCGCGAAGGCGCGAGGACCCGGCCCGGCGCCCGCUUACCUGCGGCGACUCCGCUCCGGACCCGCGCCGGCGCCCGCGGGCGGCCGAGGGGAGGCGGCGGCUGGACGGCGACAGUGA